AUGUUUGAUAUUUGUCUUUGUCUUUUACGACGAAAGACAAAAAUCGUGCAAUGUGCGGGGUCGAAAGACAAGUUUUUAAUUUUUAAACCAAUAAAACUUGGAUUAUAUGGUCACGUGAAUUCUGUGGAGCCUUUCUUUCCCGCCAAAAGAAAAAAGAUCGAGAACGCCAUGGAGAAUACAGAAGACGAAGUCGGUAUAUGGACAGCAAGCAAAGAGGAGCAGCUUGUCGAUCUGUGGCAAGAAAAGGCUUGUCUGUAUAUGGUUACGUCUCCAGAAUAUUCAGACAGAAACAAGAAGCUAGCAGCCCUGAACGAAAUUGCAACUAAACUUUCUUCAAACGUGAAUCAAGUAAAAAAAAGAAUCGCAUCUCUGCGCACGCAAUAUGCACGCUCCCGCAGAAUCCCAAGCAGUGGAAGUGCACGACCAAAAAAGACGAAGAAGACUCAAUGGAUAGAAGACCGCCUUCAAUUUUUAAGCCCAUAUGUAUCCAACAGAGUGUCUAUUUCUAAUUUGCAGUCUUCAACUGAAAGUUUAUCUGAGCCACAGCUUAACACUGGUGACAGUGACUGUGAUGGAGACUUGGACGACAAUGAUGCCCCUGCUGCAGAGACACCAGUUUCAACAAGCAGGCCACUGGCUGCUGUUAAAAAAUCCAAAACUGCAAAGCAGAAAAAGGAAGAGGAAGAACUCUCCAUUCUGAAGUCUCUUGCAUCAUCUUUCUCUGCAGAUGAAAAUUUAGCUGCAAAAAAGGAUGCAAAGCCAAGCCCUUCAGCUGCCUUUGGGGAAUACGUUACACAUGCUUUGUCUGUGAUGGAUGAGAAAACAAGACUUGUUGCAAUGAACAACAUUCAAAAUGCUCUUUUUCAGGCACAGAUGGGCUCUUUCUCAAAUGAAUUCAACAACCCAUAUCAUGCUGGUCAACAUGCUAGAAUGCAGUCUUUCAGGCAGUCACUUGACCAGCAAGAUAUGAGUGAAGGGCCAUUGUACGGACAAUUCUAAUCUUUAAAAUUCAUACAGUAUAUUGCUUUCACUGCACUCUUCAAUGUUAUGUGAGUUGGUUUUAAUUAGCACAUUAAAUAUUGUAUUGAAAACCAAAAAGUAGAAAACAAAAAAUGUUAUGUACCUUAAGA
Rhopilema esculentum is the source of this 1130-nucleotide messenger RNA. The record is from RefSeq and is a predicted model, not a curated record. Lineage: Eukaryota; Metazoa; Cnidaria; Scyphozoa; Rhizostomeae; Rhizostomatidae.